AUGGUUUAUCUGGAUCAACAUUUUGCCGAAGUUUCACGUGGCAUGAUUACGGACGAAGAUAUUUACGAAAGCUUAAAGAAUGUGGAAUAUGUAGAAAAAUUAUCGGUCAAACGUCAAUAUAAAUACAAAACCGUCAGAGCUAAGAUUCGCCUCACUAAAUCAUACGAGACAAUUUACAAGGAAGAAUGUUUGAUGUUAAACUAUCCUAAAGAAAUAAGAAACAGAUACAGUUGGCAAGGCGUUAAAAAAGUGGACAUGGAAAAAUACAAAGUCAUAAAGGAGCAUAAAGAAAAUUAUGGAGGCCACUUUGCUAAAAUCAUAAAAGUCAACAAAAUCAAACAUAUCCAAAUUUAUUAUAAUAACGAACAGGAUCUGAUGAAGGCAGUUUACGAUUCUGAGAUGCAAGAGAACAUUGGAGGAAGAAUACAAAUCAACGAACUAAUAAGUAAAGAAAGAUUUGUUAAAAGACCGGGAAGACCGAAGGGAAAUACCUGCGCUUCUUCUGAGGAUUACAAAUUUUUUGAAGCGACGGAAAAUCCAACGGACCCAACGGUCCUGACCAUUGAAACAAUCAAUAAUUUUAACAAAUUAAACGCAGAAUUUAGCGAAAGAAUAUGA
Molecule: messenger RNA, 618 nt
Organism: Rhizophagus irregularis DAOM 181602=DAOM 197198
Lineage: Eukaryota; Fungi; Glomeromycota; Glomeromycetes; Glomerales; Glomeraceae
Source: RefSeq, a predicted model, not a curated record